Molecule: messenger RNA, 1189 nt
Organism: Hevea brasiliensis (rubber tree)
Lineage: Eukaryota; Viridiplantae; Streptophyta; Magnoliopsida; Malpighiales; Euphorbiaceae
Product: cytochrome c oxidase subunit 2
Exons: 2
Coding region: 48-830 (260 amino acids)
Biological process (GO): ATP synthesis coupled electron transport
Cellular component (GO): membrane
Molecular function (GO): copper ion binding; cytochrome-c oxidase activity
Source: RefSeq, a predicted model, not a curated record
CUUUUUUUGGGGGGGGAGCAGAGCAGUCAAAGAAUGAAGCAAAGCAAAUGAUUGUUCUAGAAUGGUUAUUCCUCACAAUUGCUCCUUGUGAUGCAGCGGAACCAUGGCAAUUAGGAUCUCAAGACGCAGCAAGCCCUAUGAUGCAAGGAAUAAUGGACUUACAUCACGAUAUCUUUUUCUUCCUCAUUCUGAUUUUGGUUUUCGUAUUACGGAUCUUGGUUCGCGCUUUAUGGCAUUUCCACUAUCAAAAAAAUCCAAUCCCGCAAAGGAUUGUUCAUGGAACUACUAUCGAGAUUCUUCGGACCAUAUUUCCUAGUAUCAUCCCUAUGUUCAUUGCUAUACCAUCAUUUGCUCUGUUAUACUCAAUGGACGAGGUAGUAGUAGAUCCAGCCAUUACUAUCAAAGCUAUUGGACAUCAAUGGUAUCGGACUUAUGAGUAUUCAGACUAUAACAGUUCCGAUGAAGAGUCACUCACUUUUGACAGUUAUACGAUUCCAGAAGAUGAUCUAGAAUUGGGUCAAUCACGUUUAUUAGAAGUGGACAAUAGAGUGGUUGUACCAGCCAAAACUCAUCUACGUAUUAUUGUAACAUCUGCUGAUGUACCUCAUAGUUGGGCUGUACCUUCCUCAGGUGUCAAAUGUGAUGCUGUACCUGGUCGUUUAAAUCAGAUCUCUAUUUCGGUACAACGAGAAGGAGUUUACUAUGGUCAGUGCAGUGAGAUUUGUGGAACUAAUCAUGCCUUUACGCCUAUCGUCGUAGAAGCUGUUCCUAGGAAAGAUUAUGGUUCUCGGGUAUCCAAUCAAUUAAUUCCCCAAACCGGGGAAGCUUAAGUGGAAAUGAAAGAAUAGGGUGAGGGAAAAGGGGGGAAGCCACUAAAUUGAAGGCUUCACUCGCUCGCUCUAACGCUCGUUUAGUAGACAGCGAGUGGAGUGCAUAAGCCCCUUUAGAGAUAGGGGGGAGUACUACACGAGCUCGUAAGUCAAGUACGGAACGAGCCUUGUCUACGAAGCAGAGCGACCUCGUCUUGCUUGCUUCUGGCGAAGCUUCUAGAACUAGAUAAUAGGCAUUUUUUUUAUGGUAGGAAAACGACUUUUUAGGCCGACUACUACAUAGGAGCGAUAGCGAAGCCAAGCCGUAUAAAGGCGAGCAGCCCUUAUAGCAAUAUCAAACGGCCUACUUAUAGCCCUCC